Guyanagaster necrorhizus is the source of this 852-nucleotide messenger RNA. RefSeq lists its product as uncharacterized. The record is from RefSeq and is a predicted model, not a curated record. The transcript is spliced from 3 exons. The coding region runs from base 133 to 735 and encodes 200 amino acids. NCBI's taxonomy places the organism in Eukaryota, Fungi, Basidiomycota, Agaricomycetes, Agaricales, Physalacriaceae.
CGGUUGAAGCAUUUCAGUUUACAUCAGUUUCAAUGCGACUCGCCAUCUUCACCGCUUUCGUCAUCGAUAACUCCGAAUAACCUCGACACGCUUGAGUUGGUGUAUCAUAGCUACGGGUCGGACGUGACGGAAAUGCUCGUGGACUUGAAGUCAUUACGUGGUCUGACGACGCUUGUUGUAAGGCCCGCGAGCACGGAUGACCUGGAGAGUAUCGGGACCAUCCUGGAAGCGACUAAAGAUACAUUGGAGAGGCUGGACGUUGGGACGAUGCGGAUGAUCAACCGGCCAGAUGGUCUCCCGCGCCUCAACCUGUACCAUCUCCAGUCACUCUCCCUCUCGAUUUCGGACAAUCCUGUUCAUCGGCCGUUGCUUCGAUGGUGGACUGAUACGCUCAGGUCUUCGGGCGGAACGUAUCAGCUGGAGGAGCUUGCCAUCAAUGUUGGAGUGCACUUUUAUGAUGCGGAUGUUGAAGAGAGCGAUGUGGUCUCUCAUUUCUUCGCUGAACCUUCUCAGUGGGAAGAGCUGGACAAGGUACUUACUCAGCCGGAAAUGAGGGAACUGAGGAAAGUUUUGGUACGGGUGCAGUUGAGAGAGGGUGCGGAAGGUGCGGCGUCGAUGAUGCAGGCAUUAGAAGAUGUCAUUCGCAAGAGCCUUUCGCGUCUCGGCAGGCAGAGCCUUCUUGAGGUUGAGGUCACUGACUGUUUACAUCGACAGGGGUGCGCCAAGCGUGAAUAAUGAUAAUCACUGCAUGUAUCAAUGUAUUUCUGUAGAGCUGGCAUUUGUUUGCUAUUUCUGUGCGCGGUAAAAUCCUGUCACAGUCGGGUUUCAUCACCUCCGAGAAUUAUAGUGGGU